AACUGACGUGUCUUUGAUAAGCAGUGCAUCUGUGCAUGUGCCACGUUGUCGGGAACUCUACUGCUGAGGCGACCUUUCAUUCAUUCAUUUCCUCUAAGCCAUGGCUGGACUUAAUGCAUCUCUUGGAUACUUUGUAGCUGUUGUGAUUUUUACAGCCUCGGUUAAAAUACUGCUGAGAAAAUGGCCGCGGUUCAGCUUUGUUUCUGAGUUUGCCUCCUCUUUCAUGCUGGUGGCAUGUUGGCUGGAGGUGCAGACCAUAGUGGAGGUGGGCGCGUGGGCCGGUGGUCUGGGUCCUGAUGUGACCGUAACCAUGCUGUUUGUGUUGUUGCUAACUCACGGCAUCAUCUGUGGCGGAGCGUCGGGGAAUCCCAGCCUGGUUGUGCAGACGUUCCUGCAGCUAGAGGCCCCAGUCCUGCCUACUGUGUUUGCUGUUGCAGCCCAGUUUGUUGGAGCUCACCUGGCCCUCCUUGCAGCUGGGUACUACUGGAGCCUGGAGCUGACAGACAUGCACAUGAUCAAGAACCUGAUGUCUGUUUCCUGCAGCACAUCACUUCUGGUCCCAGUUUCUCAGGGUUUCUUUACUGAAAGUGCCUGUGCAUUCAUCUUUCAUCUCAUCCAAUUGAACCUGCGACGUAGAUCUGCUCUGAUCCGGGUGCCUCUGACGGCAGUGCUCCUCACAUUCUUGUCUCAUACUGCCAGAGGAUACACCUCCGCCUUCAUGAACCCAUCUCUGGCCUAUGGAGUCACCUUCCACUGUCCUGGAUUUACCCUCAGAGAAUAUGCUGUGGUCUACUGGCUUAGCUCCGUCACUGGCCUGACCUUUGCUCUGCUCCUCUACAUGGGCCAUAUUCCAAGGCUUUUUGCCAGAAAUCUCCUCUACUGCCAGAAGACCCGCUUCAGAGUGCCAAAAGGAGACAAAGCAGAAAAGAAGAAAAAGUGAAAUACUGUCCCCCCCCCCCCCCCCGAAAAAAACCCGAACAACUACAAAUAGAAAGAAAUCUUACAAGAUGUUUAUUUCAAAUAGAAACUCUGAACCAAAAUGUAAAAUAUUUAGGAUGUGAACGACUCAUUUCUCAAGUCCAUUUUCAACUAAAAUAUGUUAAUUUCUAACGUAUACAUUAGGUUAGAUCACAACAGCAGUGUGAGGAAAAUGAGUUCAAACAGAAUAACUGGACAUCUGUGACAAUAGCAUUUUAUUAAACGCAUCCGUAAAUGAAGAGAGGACCUGCUGCUGCUGCUGCUGCUAUGUGCUGGCAGAUCUCUGAGCAGCAGGAAUUUUAGAAGAAUCAGGCUUUGGGUCUUCCGGCUGGAUUUUAGCUGUUGUGGAUGACUCUGUGAAAAAAACAGACAUAAGUCACAUCAAGUGCUUUUCUUUGAAGCCAGUCUAGCAAUUAAGGUGUAUUGUUUUAAUCAGCUGCUUUUGUAGAUUUUAAAACUCUUCUGCAAAGAUGUCAAUUGAUGUUUAUUGUCUCACCCGGCUGCUCCUGCUGAGCCUCGGGUCUGUCCACCCAUAAACUAUAAUCAGGAUUA
Nothobranchius furzeri (turquoise killifish) is the source of this 1530-nucleotide messenger RNA. RefSeq names its product aquaporin 12 (gene aqp12). Gene Ontology annotation, molecular function: channel activity. NCBI's taxonomy places the organism in Eukaryota, Metazoa, Chordata, Actinopteri, Cyprinodontiformes, Nothobranchiidae. The record is from RefSeq and is a predicted model, not a curated record. Gene Ontology annotation, cellular component: cytoplasm.